AUGGCUAAUGAUGCGCCAGGUCCGUCAAAAAAAAUUCGGUUUUGCGAUACUGAUUUUGAGUCUACAGGUUUAAGGUGGUUAGAUGAAAUCGAAAAUGAAAUGUUGACUGCAAUUGAGAGUGAUGAAGAUAGUGCCAGUGAAAGUAUUUAUGAACCAAGUGAACAUGACACUGAUACAGAACAGGAAGGGGAAGAAGAGGAGUUUGCCAAUACCGACGAGCAGGAAGAUUCUGAGGAUUAUGAGGAACCGGUAAACCAAGCUUCCAAAAAAUCAAGAAAUUUCUAUGGCAAAAACCGAUUCAAGUGGUCAUCUGAGAGCUUUACAUCGCGAAGCCGAACUCCAAAGCACAAUAUUGUGCUUCGUUUACCAACUCUACGAGGAUCCGCUAGUCUGUUAGGGCAUGAAGCACAACCUUUUGCAGUUUGGAACUUGCUGAUCACGGAUGAUAUGUUAAAAACUAUUUUGCAUUGGACUAAUGAGAAAAUAAAGAAACAAAGGGCCAAUCUAAAAAAUUCAUCAAGAUCAGAGCAUCAAGAUUUGGACAUUGUUGAGUUAAAAGCUUUUAUCGGCCUGUUAUUUUACAGCGCAAUUUUUGUGUCAAAUCAUGAAAAUAUAUCCAGAAUAUUUGCAACCGAUGGCACUGGACGAGAAAUAUUUCGAUGUGUGAUGAGUAAGCAGAGGUUUGCAUUUCUAUUAGCGUGCUUACGCUUUGACAAUUCUUUAGACCGAAAUAUCAGGAAACAAGAAAAUCCACUUGCUGCAAUAUCUGAACUUUUUGAUCAGUUUAUCAAAAAUUGUCAGACUCUAUAUUCUUUGGGAGUAAACUGCUGCAUUGAUGAGAUGUUGGUCUCUUUUCGAGGAAGGUGCAGGUUUAAAAUGUAUAUGCCCAAUAAGCCAUGCAAAUAUGGAAUCAAGAUCGUAUGUAUGACAGAUGCACGUACACACUAUUUUUUUAAUGGGUAUAUAUAUACUGGAAAAGACUCUGAUGGAUUUGGUUUGGAAAAACAUUUAAAAAAAUUUAAUAAACCAACGCAGUCUGUAUUGAGAUUAGUACAACCAAUAGCUGGAUCAAAUCGAAAUAUUACCGCCGAUAACUGGUUUACUUCUUUAGAACUUGUCGAGCAAUUAAAGAAUCGGAAACUUACGUAUGUCGGAACUGUUAAAAAAAAUAAAAAAGAGAUUCCCCCAGAUUUUUUACCUAAAAAGACAGAAAAGUUGGUAAGGAUGGAACUUUAUUUGGUUUUACUAAAGACGUAA
This is a messenger RNA of Anthonomus grandis grandis, 1257 nucleotides long. Its product is annotated as piggyBac transposable element-derived protein 3-like. Bases 1 to 1257 code for a protein of 418 amino acids. The transcript has a single exon. Lineage: Eukaryota; Metazoa; Arthropoda; Insecta; Coleoptera; Curculionidae. The record is from RefSeq and is a predicted model, not a curated record.